This is a messenger RNA of Diaporthe amygdali, 843 nucleotides long. RefSeq lists its product as uncharacterized. The record is from RefSeq and is a predicted model, not a curated record. Gene Ontology annotation, cellular component: membrane. The transcript is spliced from 2 exons. NCBI's taxonomy places the organism in Eukaryota, Fungi, Ascomycota, Sordariomycetes, Diaporthales, Diaporthaceae. The coding region runs from base 1 to 843 and encodes 280 amino acids.
AUGGAUAUUGUCUUCAACCAACAUGCCAAUGGCACCUUUGAUAUCGAGUAUUUCCAGUACACGCCGUCAAAGGAGGCAGGUCUGGCAUUUCUCUCAAUCUUCGCAGUCGCAACGGUAGUCCAUGUCGGCUACAUGUUCUUUUUCCGAUCAUGGUCCUUCAUCCCAAUGAUAUUGGGCGGGAUAUGCGAAGCCUUUGGCUACUACGGCCGCUUCAUGGCGCACUCGGAACCAAAGAAGAUCGGCCCCUGGAUCAUGCAAGCAAUGCUUCUCCUCUGCGCCCCUCCGCUGCUGGCCGGCAGCAUCUACAUGUCGCUGGGGCGGCUGAUCACGGCGCUCGACGCCUCGCGCUUCUCGCUGAUCCGCCCGGGCAUCCUGACCAAGGUCUACGUGCUGAUCGACACGCUGGCCUUCAUGAGCCAGCUCGGGGGCGUGGGCGUGCAGGCCUCGGGCGACGCGAACCUCAUGGCCAUCGGCAAGAAGUGCAUCCUGGGCGGCCUCAUCUUCCAGGAGGUCGCGCUGGCCUUCUUCACCUACAUCGCUGUCAGGGUCCAGGCCAAGCUGGCCCGGGAGCCCACGGAUGUGGCUCUGGGCAUCGGCCAUCUGCUCAGGUGGAGGAGGUUCUUCUGGGUUAUGUACAUCGCUACUGGGCUGCUGAUGUUGCGGAACCUGAUGCGCCUGAUUGAGUUUGCCCAGGGCCCUCUGGGGACUAUCGCGAGCAACGAGGCGUUCGUCUACGUGUUUGAUGCCGUUCCUAUGGCCUUGGUCAUGAUUGCGCCGCUGGUCUUCUACCCUGCUAGGCUUACCAGGGUGGCAUUGAACUCGGAGUACAAGGUUGUUGGGUAA